GGUUUGUCCUGCAUAUUCCGUUACCAUGAAGUUUUUUAUCCUAGUUGCUUUGGUUGCCGUGGCAACGGCUAAACCAGCUGAGAACUCCAUUGAGCGUCUUGCCCGCUCUCUGGCUGAAGAUGAGGUUAUGAAGAGGGGUGUCAUCGAUGGUGUACUUCAAGCCAUCUGCGUCCCUGUCAUAGACACCGUGAUCGGUCUGACCAAUGGUACAUGUGCCAUAGUGUCCGCUACAGCCGACAGCACCUGCAUACAGUUUGCUGAGAAGUACCUUGGCGGCUUCCUGUCUGGUCUGUUCUCUAAACCUGUUGCAGACAUGUGCCAAAACUUGGCCAAUCUCGUCAUCAUCGAGUGCGACAAAGGAACCGUGCAAAACUACGCCGGCGGUGUAUGCGCCACACUUGCCAGCAAAUUCGGCUAA
Molecule: messenger RNA, 418 nt
Organism: Lingula anatina
Lineage: Eukaryota; Metazoa; Brachiopoda; Lingulata; Lingulida; Lingulidae
Source: RefSeq, a predicted model, not a curated record